AUGGUGUAUACACUUUGCCGGGAACAGCUGAAUGCUGGAGGCGGAGCAGCAUCUAUGCGGGCUAUGCGGAGUCGCUCGAAAACAUAUUCCCGGGACUCUCCAUUGAGAUUGAGAGUUUGUUCGCAAAUGCGAAUGAACGCAGUCGGGAAAUUUGGAAUCCCGCUCGUAUUCUGGAUUCCCCUGCAACACUUUCAAAAUGAUUCGUGUGACUCGCCAGAGAUUGGCGUCCGAACACCGGAUAGAGUUCCAGCUGCAAUGCCACCGAACGCGGGUGCCAUUGUUAUUAAUUAUUGUCCUUGGCUUUUGGACAACAACAUCCCGACUGCGAUAGAUAGCAUAGCAAUGAAAAUAAGACUCGGAAAGUCGGGUGAAAAAGCCGAAUGGGUCAUCGAGCUGACCGAACCGAUAUUAUUAUUAAAUUUGGGGAGCACCAUUUCGAUCGUUCUAGUUCUACUCCGGAGCUUCUGUUCAGUAGUUGAUGAGCCGAAGGACGACGUGUUGAUCUCGCGCAGGUCAAAGGGACUUGAGCAAUUUAUUAUGGGUCUGAACGGAGAAGUGAAAAAGAGCAGCGAUGAUGCCGAGGAAGAAGCCAAGCCAAGCACGCCGUCGGGAAUCGACUUCACCUCUCAUCCUUCCACUCACUCCACGCCAUCGACGCGACAUAACUUGAUGUAA
Messenger RNA from Pseudocercospora fijiensis CIRAD86, 675 nucleotides. RefSeq lists its product as uncharacterized. The transcript is spliced from 11 exons. NCBI's taxonomy places the organism in Eukaryota, Fungi, Ascomycota, Dothideomycetes, Mycosphaerellales, Mycosphaerellaceae. The record is from RefSeq and is a predicted model, not a curated record. The coding region runs from base 1 to 675 and encodes 224 amino acids.